CUUUGAUUGAUCUUGGAAACUUACGUUGUUUUAAUCAUGUCCUCCCAAGUGAAAGAUAUCAAUUAUCAAAUAGAUGCCUUCAUUGAGUAAGUUGGACACUUUUUAAGUUCUCUUGGUGAAUGACUCUUUUCUAACAAUUUUUUUGCAGAAAGCUAAAACGUCGUCAAAUUUCUGGUUCAUAUGUUGUCGCUUUGGAAACUUGUCAAUUGUUGAUGAGAGUCAUUUCUGCUGCUAGAUGGAAUAACCCAGAUCAUUUGAUUGAACAGAUACGGCAGUUGGGGAAGACAUUGAUCAAUGCUCAACCUAGGGAGUUUACGUGUGGUAAUGUUAUUAGAAGAAUUUUAGCCAUCAUUAGAGACGAAGUUGUUGAAUCUAAUAUUAAUGAAAGUAAUGCCCCAAUGAUCUCAUCAAUGUUUAGUUUACUAUCCACCAAUAUAGAGAAAAAAGAACCUGCACCACCUCCACCACAAACAAACCCAAGAAUACAUCAUAGUAAAAAUCAUGACCUAAGGUCAAUCAUCAUUCAAGGUAUUAGAGAUUUGAUUGAUGAAAUUUCAAAUAUAGAUGAAGGUAUCGAAGCAAUGUCUGUUGAUUUAAUUCAUGAUAAUGAAGUUUUAUUAACACCAACACCUGAUUCUAAAACAGUUUUGAAAUUUUUAUUAAAAGCUAGACAAAAGAGAAAAUUUACUGUUUUAGUUACUGAAUGUUUCCCAAAUAGAACUUCAAUUGCUCAUAGCUUUGCCAAAGAAUUAUCAGAUGCCAAAAUUGAAACAGUGGUGAUACCUGAUAGUCAUGUCUUUGCAGUGAUGUCAAGAGUUGGUAAAGUUAUUGUUGGUGCAAGAUCAGUUUUCGCAAAUGGUGGUACCGUUUCAAGUGCUGGUGUUGCAGCUGUUUGUGAAUGUGCUAAAGAACACAAGACACCAGUGUUUUCAGUUGCUGGUUUAUACAAAUUGAGUCCGACUUAUCCAUUUGAUGUUGAAAAUUUGAUUGAAGUUGGUAAUUCUGGUAAAGUUAUAAAUUUUUCAGAUAGUAAUUUGGUCCAACAUGCUGAUAUUACAAAUCCAUUAUUUGAUUAUAUUCCUCCAGAACAUAUUGACAUCUACAUCACUAAUAUGUAUGUAUUGAUACUUCUACGCAAGAUUUUGAGUCUUUUACUAACGUUUAUUGCAGUGGUGGUUAUGCCCCAAGUUUCAUAUAUCGUAUUGUCCUUGACAAUUACAAGAGUGAAGAUGUUGAUCUGGAUUAGUUCAAUAGACUUUUCUAAAUUCAAUGAAUCAUGUGCACUCAAAUCUGUAAGGAAACUUUCUCUUCUUGGUUCAAAUGAAUCAAAGAUACUAUUUUCUGCCCUGUGCCUCGCUCGGCCCAAUUUUUCCAUAGUUGGGUCUUGAGCUGGAUGCUCUUCUCAUUAAAAGUACAUUUCCUUCAUUGGUUUUGUGCUUGAGAUUAGUAAGGGGCUAGAUUGAAUUUCAGGAAUCUUCCAUUGAGUACGGUUGCACCAAGGUUUAAUAUACUCAUGGUGUAACUGUAAUUAUAAGACUUCACAUCUCUGUUUCUUGCUGUGUAAUCGUUCUCUGUUCCUUUAUUUGUAAUGAUAGUUAGAAUAGAAUAAACACGCCCAUCAAUAUACAAGCAGUUGUAGUACCAGAUCUAUUUGUAUACUGAGUCACGUGAAAAUCACAGUUUCGCGUAUACACCUACGCGUUUAAACGCCAAAAACAAAACUGAAGAAGUUAACGAAUCAAUCAAUCACUAUUAUUAAAGAACACUGUAAAAAUGAAACUCAAGAUCUAUAUGAGUGCUGUUGAUAGACUCAGGAGUAAGU
Molecule: messenger RNA, 1822 nt
Organism: Hansenula anomala
Lineage: Eukaryota; Fungi; Ascomycota; Saccharomycetes; Phaffomycetales; Wickerhamomycetaceae
Gene: GCD7
Product: translation initiation factor eIF2B subunit beta
Exons: 3
Coding region: 213-1388 (391 amino acids)
Biological process (GO): translational initiation
Cellular component (GO): eukaryotic translation initiation factor 2B complex
Molecular function (GO): guanyl-nucleotide exchange factor activity; translation initiation factor activity
Source: RefSeq, a predicted model, not a curated record